This is a messenger RNA of Episyrphus balteatus (marmalade hoverfly), 3387 nucleotides long. RefSeq names its product protein gone early (gene goe). Gene Ontology annotation, cellular component: plasma membrane. Gene Ontology annotation, biological process: protein processing. The transcript is spliced from 18 exons. Gene Ontology annotation, molecular function: metalloendopeptidase activity. Lineage: Eukaryota; Metazoa; Arthropoda; Insecta; Diptera; Syrphidae. The coding region runs from base 623 to 3094 and encodes 823 amino acids. The record is from RefSeq and is a predicted model, not a curated record.
UCUAAACUCAACCAGUCGGGAUUCAACUCUGGUUUUAAGCGUUUCAUGUUCGUGCGAUCGAUCGGUUCCAUGUUAAUUUCCAACAACCGGCCGGGCACCCAUUCCAUACAAUUUAUAAUAACCAGUUUAUGAGUGAAUUUAAUUAAAAAGGAAAAUGCCAAUUUAAGUGAUACGAGAUAUUAAUCUUCUGUUGUGCAAUCGAAUUUAAGUGCAUUGACACAAUAAUAAUUGAAAAUUAUAAACAAUAUUAUUUAUCAAUGCGAUCACACGUAAUCGAUCUUUUAUGAGUAUUGGCGCAGUAAAAACCGCACCAGUGUGACACUUUAUAAGUGUUAGAAGUUGCACGAGUUUGAGUCAAUUUAUUUGAAAUUUUAAAUUAUUUCUGUUAAACCGGUAAAAGAAAUUUUACCAUACAUACGUAGAUGCGUUACGUAUACAUGAACACAUUUUCUUUGGAUUAAUAGGAUAAAUAUAUAUAACUUAUGAAAGAAGAUUAAACAAUGAAAUGGCUAAAAAUGACAUAGUACAAAUUUAUCUAAUUAAUGAACAUACUUCAAAUUUAUAUUAAAAAAGUCAAUAUUCAACCAAAUUAAGUACAAAUAUACAAAAAAAAAAAAACAAAAUGGCCACUAAACCAGAUCAGGAUGUCGUUGAUAAGGUGAAAAAUGGCGACAAUGAAAAAUACAAUCAGAAACUAGAUGGUAAUACAGAAACACUGCCACUUACAACUAAUAAAACGAAAGCAGAAGUAGAAUCAAGAGAUGCAGAGUCUGGAAAAACUCGAAGAGGUCGAUUAUCAUUUGACGCCUUAAUGCAACUUUCACCCAAGCGUCGACUACUUUACAUUGCAACAGCCAGUUUAUGUGCCUUACUUUUAGUUAUAAUUAUAUUUUUGAUAGCCUUUUGGCCAGAAGUGCCAUUCUACUUGAAAGCAGAGCUUUGUGUGGAUAAAGAAUGCGUUUUAGCAAGUCAACAGAUUUUACUUUGGUCAAAUAUUUCAUAUAAACCCUGCCAAAACACCUACAAAUGGGCUUGUGGGAAUUUCCGGAAAGAGUAUGAAGAAAAUGAUUAUUUUGUGAUAAAAAGAGGAGAAUGGGAUUAUCAAACAUAUAAUGAGUAUGAAGAACUUAGUGAAUUAAACCGUUUUAUUUCAAUGCUGCCAACAUCUAGUCAAUCCUACUCGGCCGAGUCAAUGAUAUCAAAUCUCUAUAAGUCGUGUCGUGAAAUCGAUGCUUUAGAUAAAAGUCAGUCCAAUAUGCUACUGCGACAAGCGAUAAAAUCAGUUGAUGGUUGGCAAGCACUUCGAGAUGGAAAUCGUCUUCAGUUUUGGGAAUAUCGUAAGGCAUUGGUUUAUGCUCAAACACAUCAUGGAGUCUUUCCAUAUUUCAAGAUGUCUGUGGAGAAUAGAUAUACUGAACCCUAUGACUACAUAAUAACUUUAGAUGCGGGAGAUGUUGGAUUGCCAGAUGAGUUCUUUUACAAUGUUGACACAAAUGAUGAAGUUGUCGUUGCCUAUAAAAUGCUGCUUCGUGAUUUUGCAAUUAAUAUGGGAGUUGUAACUCAGGAAGCUGAACUUUUUGCAGAUGAAAUAUUUCACUAUGAGAAACGUAUUGUAAAUAAUAUUCUCUCAGUGCAGUCAUCUAGUCAAAGGAGACUGAAUGAAAUUAAAACAAUUCAAGAAAUUAAAAAUAUAGCUCCUUCGCUUCCAGUAUUUGAGUCACUUCAAGCCAUAUUUCCACAAAUCAAAAUAACCGAUGAUACAGAAAUUCUAGUUCGUGAUGUUGAUGUUUUACAUGAGAUGUCAAUUGUGGUUUCAACAUCUGAUAAAAAGCCUCUUAACAAUUUCAUCAUUUGGUCGUUGGCAAGGAAAAUACUCCCUCAUCUGUCGAAGGAAUAUCGGAUUCUAAUUGAAAAUUUCGACGAUGCACUUUAUGGAAAGACAGCAAGAUAUCCUCGUUGGAUGGUUUGUGCGAAAAUAGUACGAGACUGGUUACCAUUUUCUGUUGAUGCUUUGCGGGAGAAUCCAAACUUACUCAAAUUUGGAAGUGAUAGUCAAAUGAAUAUUUUCCGACAAAAAUCAUUUACAUUCCCCAAUAAAACCUACGGAAAUGAUGAAUUUAUGCAAUUGAUGUUCUACACACUUCGCAAUCAAGUGGCACUUUCCAUUGUAGAGGCCAACUGGAUUGAACCAUCAUUGAAGAACUUUAUUUAUGACAAGUUGGCAUCAACACGUCUUCAGAUUGGAAUUCCUUCUGAAAUUCUUCAAACAAAAGCAUACAUCGAUGAAUAUUACAAAAGUUUGAUGCUGUACAAUUUAUAUUUUGUUGAACAUUUGGAAUCAAUUUGGAAAUUUAGAAAACUAAGAUUACAAGAUAAAUUGAAAUCACAAAGCAUUAUUGAUAUGAUUAUAUUGGAGAUGUACGCUACCGAUAACGUUAAACCUGUUACUUACUCUACGACAUUGAAUAUGAUUUUAAUAUCAAAACAGCUUUCCCAAUCGAAAUAUUACGACUACAGAUUCCCAAUUCCAGUAAAUUUUGCUCGAGUUGGAGCUGACAUAGUUGAAAAACUCAUCGAAACGAUAUCCAUAUUUGAAAAACAAUAUAGAUUCAGUUCAAAAUCAUCAGACUCCAAUGAAGAGAGUAUUUUUAAAAUCAAUACUCAAUGUAUAGAGAACGACGUAAUGGAUAUUGAUUUAUCUGAAAGUUCCUUAAGCUCCUUCCAUACAAUCAUGAGUGCAGCUAGAAUAACCGCAAAAGCCUUAACAAGAUUUAUUGAGUCGAUAGAUAGCGCUGCUCCAAUUACUGGAGCUUCAAUUGAUCCUAGUUUAACAUACGAAAACCUACAGCUUACUAAUCGUAAACGACUUCCUGGACUUCGAUCACUGAAUGAAAACGAACUUUUCACUCUAGCCUAUAUGCAAAAGCAUUGUAGUACACCAAUUGCAGACAAGGACUAUGCCAGAAUAAAACCACAUGUUGAGAAAAAACUUGCGGAAAUGUAUUUAUUCAAUGCCACAUGGAGACAUAUUCAAUUCCUACCAAGGUCAUCAAGUUGUUCUGUUAAUGAAAAUACAUGCACAAAUAUUUUAUAAGAAUACAAAAUUUUGAAAAUGGUCAGUUUAAACUAUUGUUUAUUAUUUUUUUUUCUGGUUUUAAUUUAACAAAAAAAAUGUCUACAAAAAAUUUUUAAGUUUUAAGUUAUUUUAUUAUUAAAAUUAUGUAGUUUUUAGGUAUUUAAAAAAAAAAUUGUUAAUGUAUUCAUAGAAUUUAACUAUCAAUAUUAUCAAAGUCGCUACUAGGUAUUAAGUUGUCUUAAUUAAAAUAGGGUAAGAAGAAAAUGGCCAUUUAUAAAAAUCUAAGUUGACUGAUAUCCAAUUGGAAAUUG